CCCCGCGGUUGGGUUUGUCGCCAAGACGACACCCCUUCCUUCUCAAACUCCAUAUUAACGUGGUGAUCAAAUAGCAUACAAAUUCGCGACUAUGGCCUUACCGUAAACCAGACUACUAACUCCUUGAGCUCGUAGAGCAGCACCUCGCUUCUUUUACGAUGAGCUCCAAAUAACUUUUGAGCAGGCAACUUACGUCGCAUCGAUUGAUAAUGGCUCGUGCGCCGCUUGCAGCACUUUGCCUGGUGCUGUGCUUUGCGCUCUCGGCGAGCACGAGCGAGUCGUCGUCGAGCUCUCAGGAUGUUUUCGCUGGAUUCUUCAGGCGGCUGAUGAAAAGCGGCGGGGUGCCCAAUCCCGGCCUGGGGAAACGCGCCUUACCCAGGGACGCUAACACGACAGAGGCGGUGGCAAGCCUGUACGACCACCACAUUCUGCACCAGUCCAAUAAAGCCCUAGGAACACGUGGCCGCAAGGGCCGCGGCUCGCGGGGUGGCGGCGGCGGCGGCAGCGGUGCGGCGGAUGGGCACGUGCCGGCAUGCGACCGCAGUGGCGGCAAGUGCAGCCUGUGCGCCAUGACGCGGGGUGCAUGGUGCGAGGAGUACCACAGGCAGGACCGUGUGCCCUGGAAGCCCGGCCCGCGCGGCGACCGGGAGUGCCCCAAGACCAAGUGGGGCGUGUGUAACGGCGUGGGCAACUGCCACUACGACAUCGGCGUGUGCCAGUGCCCGGCGGGCUGGAAGGGCAGGGCAUGUGACGCACCCGACAAGCGGCCCUGCACAAACGGCCACAAGUCGCAGAACGACCCAGUGGAUCUGAUUGUGACGCACAUUGGGGCGGACGGCAUGGACUUAGACCUGUCGGAGGGUGGAUGGACGGCGUCCCGCUGCGCAGGCUUCUGUGACGCCGACCGCGCCUCGUGCUGGUGCCCGCCUGACACCAAGCACGGCCGGCGGCCGCCGCCACCCGACUCACCGCCUUGGGUGCGCUGGAGCCAGCGUGGGCGGCCCAUCGGCGAGGCCUGCAAGCCGGGCAAGGUGCCCAACAAGGAGGGCAAGGUGGUGGAGAACGACUGGGGCAACAAGGGCAUGAGCCUGAGCGACCUGUGGGGGCCCAAGAGCUGGUGCAACGCGGACUCGGCGGGGCAGGUGCCGUCAUCGGCCAACCAAGCCUGUGGCGGCUGGCGCGGCUGUCAGGAGGAGGGCCUUCACGGCGCGUUGUGCUCGGACGUGAGCGAGGAGACCUGCCUCAACCAGUGCAGCGGGCGCGGCGAGUGCGACUCGGGGUUCUGCAGGUGCCUGGACGGCUGGUACGGCCACGACUGCGCGCGUCGGAAGGCUGGGGAGCCCACAGACGUGCCGGGCUUGCAGGAGUCGCGACCCUGGCUCAAACCGCUGGUCGUGCCGGUGCCCGCCGCCGCCACUGAGCCGCCCACCGCCGCCGCAACCGCAACCGCCGUAACCGCCGCAGGCUCAACCGCCGCCGGCUCAACCGCUUCCGAGCAGGCGCCGGCGGGUCGGCUGCGGCCCCUCAUCUACAUCUACGACCUUCCACCGGAGUUCAACAGCCGUAUGCACCAAUUCAAGCUCACUAACGAUCAUUGCGGCUACCGGCAGUUCAGCGGCCCCUCCAACUCGUCGGAGCUGUUCGCGGACGGCUACAGUGUGGAGGUCUACUUCCACGAGGUGCUGGCCAUCAGCCCACACAGAACCUUCGACCCCGACGAGGCCGACUUCUUCUACCUGCCCGUGUACUACACCUGCUGGAUGUGGCCGGUGAACGGCUGGGCAGACACGCCCUUCUGGGGGGCGCCCACAUCCUGGCACCGGCCCUCCAACGCCGCCAACCUGUGGCUGGCCGCCAAGCGCUGGAUCCAGCAGCACUUCCCGUACUGGGACCGGCGCGGCGGCCGCGACCACAUCUGGAUGACCAACCACGACGAGGGCGCCUGCUAUAUGCCUACAGAGAUCUACAACUCCAGCAUCAUGCUGACGCACUGGGGCCGCCUGGACCUCAACCACACCAGCAACACCGCCUACGGCCCCGACAACUACUCCACUGGUCUCACCUGGCCCGACAUCAACGGGGGCAGGGACGUGACGGAGCUGUGGGCCGGCCACCCCUGCUACGACCCCAAAAAGGACCUGGUAAUUCCUGGCUUCAAGCCGCCCGAGCACUACAAGCGCUCGCCGCUGCUGGGCUUCCCGCCCUACCAGCGCGACAUCCUGCUCUACCUGCGCGGCGACGUGGGCAAGCACCGCCUGCCCAACUACAGCCGCGGCACCCGCCAGAAGCUGUACAAGCUGUCUCAGGCUCACGGCUGGAUUGCCGAGCACCGCAUCUUCAUCGGCGAGAAGUACGAGCUGGUGGGCGAUUAUUCGGACCACCUGGCCAGGAGCGUGUUCUGCGCGGUGGUGCCGGGCGACGGCUACGCGAUGCGCUUCGAGGACGCGGUCCUGCACGGCUGCCUGCCGCUCGUGAUCAUGGACCGCACGCACGCCGUGUUCGAGUCCAUCCUGGACAUCGACGGCUUCAGCCUGCGCAUCAGCGAGGCGGCGCUGGACGAGCACCUGCCGGCGCUGCUCAAGGCCAUCGCGCCGGAGCAGAUUGAGCGCAUGCAGCGGCGGCUGGCCCUGGUAUGGCACCGCUACGCCUACGCGCACGGCCCGCUGGUGAACACCGCCCUGCGGUCCGCCACGCAGCGGAGCCUGGGCAUCAAGGAAGAUGACCCAGAAGACCUGAGGGAGCGCAUGAAGGAGCUGCACACGCAGGUGCCCCCCGAGCACCCCUACCAGCCCGUGCACAAUUUCCCCGUGCACACAGACGCCUUCGCCACCAUCAUGCAGUGGCUGCACUCGAGGAUCAAGGACACACGGGGCCCCGCCGCGGGCGCCACAACGGCGGCGCCAGGAGUUGGAGGUGGAGGUGGAGGAGGUGUGACGUCAGAGCAAUAGUCUGGUGGAGAUGGAGAUGGAGGUGGAGGAGGUGGGACGUCCAGGCAGUAGCCUACUGAUGUCUGAGCAGAGGUAGCUGUGAGAGGGUGCUGCAAAUCUGGUUGAAAAGAGCUUGGAAUGGGCGGGGCAGGCCACACGGGAGGAGGGAAGGUCAAUAUGGCGCCACUGCUGGAGAAGCACAGGGUUGGAUUGGCGUUUGCCGUGGCGUUUAGGAUAGAGAGGCGCUGGUCACUUUAACUAUGAGGAAGAUUACAAGGCAGUGUCACGGAUCUUGGCGUGCGCGUGCGUGAGCGUGGCGGCGGUGGUGGUCCCAUAUCUGCCCCGUCUGCGCCGUCCAUGCUACGCGUGGGAAGAAGAAGAGGUCGCGAGGGCAGCGCUGGGUGCCGUAGAAGCUGCGGGUAGGUGCAGGUGUUGAGCGUGGGUGCGAAGGGCUGGAGGUGUUCUAGCAGCAGUGAACCCCCGUAUUGUCUAUUUCAUUACGGGGUCGCGCAAAGUUAUGUCACGCGGCACUGCCAGGCUGGCAUUGCGCCUUGUGCCUGGAUGCUCAGCUGGCUUUAGCAUGUGCCAAGCAAUGCGGUCGUGGGCGACAGUCGGAUGGUUGCGGCCGCGCCGCCGCUGCUGCUAUUAGCUACCAAGGGGCAGAGCUUUUGCUCAAGCCUAAUCACAGGGCCCCUGCAACCCUGAGGAGUCAGCACUGCGGCCUGACGGCUGAUGCCCAAGCAAGGUGCUUAGUUGACCACGGUGCCGGUGAUGAACGCGUUGCUUGCCCAGGGGGGGGGGUAAAUUCGACUGGGAAAGGCCCCAUGUUCUAAAUGAAAGUACUUGACGAGAGGAUUCCAAAUCCACUCUCAGAGUUUUCAAUCAGGGUAGUAAUUGCAAAGUUGUGAGCGCUCAAAGUUCAGGGUCGGUCGUCGCGUUGUCUGCCACGCCCUAACCCUACCUGGACUGCAGCGGGCACUGCUAGAGUUGCUACGGUCCUGAAGCCGGGCACUGUGCAACAGUAACUUCUAGCACCUCCGGCGGUAGCUGUGGCUGUGCAUGGGUUCCUUGCGGCAUGUCGAAGUGUCCAGUGUUCGUGACUUCUGUAUGUACGCGUAGAAAUUUGCUCAAAAUCCGCCGAAGGCGGAGAAGUAUUUUUGGAGUUAUGGGCCGCGCUGCUACUAAGUGUAGACGUUUUGGCCACGCAGAUUUGGCGGUAGCUGAAGACGUUUGGGCAAAAUAUUCCGGGCGUAGAUGCCGCGGGAGGGUUCACCUACGCUCUGACACCGCGGGCCUGAGGUCAUCUACAAGAUACGGGCACUGGGUAUGUCGUAUCCUGGCGCGGGGAUAAGGGGGAGGGGGGAUGUGGAAGAGGGGACGUGGAAGAGGGGGCGGCAGGGGGGGGGUAGAAAGCUCAGGUUCUUACCCCAUGCACAAAAUUACAGAGCUUUAAGAGAGCAUUUUGUACGUUAGUUUUACCAGGAGGUGUCUGGUGAGGAAGUUCUGGGCCGCCCAAAUUGGGGGGUCGGUCGUCGUCUCUGGGGGUCCGCCGGGUUUCGGGAGCAGCACAUAUCCCCACGUUCGGCACAUGUGCACUGACACGGCUGGGCUCUCUAGCGCUGGUGCGCAUGAAUUCACGUUUAACAAAGCU
Molecule: messenger RNA, 4578 nt
Organism: Chlamydomonas reinhardtii
Lineage: Eukaryota; Viridiplantae; Chlorophyta; Chlorophyceae; Chlamydomonadales; Chlamydomonadaceae
Exons: 26
Coding region: 210-2948 (912 amino acids)
Molecular function (GO): glycosyltransferase activity
Source: RefSeq, a predicted model, not a curated record